Molecule: messenger RNA, 5493 nt
Organism: Monomorium pharaonis (pharaoh ant)
Lineage: Eukaryota; Metazoa; Arthropoda; Insecta; Hymenoptera; Formicidae
Product: adenylate cyclase type 10
Exons: 28
Coding region: 684-5486 (1600 amino acids)
Biological process (GO): cyclic nucleotide biosynthetic process; intracellular signal transduction
Cellular component (GO): cytoplasm
Molecular function (GO): adenylate cyclase activity
Source: RefSeq, a predicted model, not a curated record
UUUAAUUAGAUUUUUUGCUAUUUGUAGCUGUGUGGUUCUGUUAAACUGUUAUAGUAUAAAAAUGUAUACUAAUGCGCAUCGUUGUAAUUUUUACAUUUUAUUAAAUUUCGUAUUUUUAAAAUCUUACACAUUUGUAUUUUAUAUCAUACAUUUGUUUUUUUUUUUUUUAUUGUUGAAGUGGCAUAGUAAGGGAUUUUUUCGAAAUACAAAAUAUCUUAGAAUCUGAAGUUUGCUUCCAAAGCUUACAUUUAAACUGUUUCUUUCAAUUCAGCUACGAGUAUAUAAAAAUUAAUAAUAACUAUUUAGCUGUCAUUUAGUGAUAAUAUUAAGAUUAUUAUUUGCAUUAUUGUGCAGAGAAAAAAGAAUAAGAUAUGCUAAGAAACACGAAUGCUUUCGUAACAGAAGGUAAUUUGCUUAAUGCAAAAAAAAAUUAAAUUACAAUUACGUUAAAUCUAACCUGAUAUAUUUACAUGAAAAAAAAAAUCCAUUUGUACCUUCAAUAACUCCAUGAUAUUAAUUUUGUAUUUUAAUAUAAACAAGUUUUAUUCUAUAUUUUAUUAUAUAAUUUUGUUUCAUAUUUACAAAAACAUAUUUAUAAUUUAAUAAAGAUUGUUUAAUCGGUAGCUUAUUCGGACCGAUCCUUGCGUGUUCGAUUGAAGCAGCACACUAAGUUAUUUGCGUCUAUGUGUCCUGAUGAAAUCCUCGAUCAUUACGAUAAUUAUGAAACCAGGGAAUAUCAUACGACUUUGAUGCUCGGGGAUGUUUCAGGCUUCACAGAUCUCGCGGAGAAAUAUACGAAAACCGGCGUUGGCGGACCCUCCAAGCUGUCGGAAACUUUGAACAGCUAUAUUGGCGCGAUGGUACAGGAGAUUCUCUCGCAUAACGGGGACGUCGUGAAAUUCUCUGGCGACGCAUUCAUAGUGAUGUGGAAGCUCCAAGAAGGAAUGCUUAUGCGCGAUAUCGCGUCGGAAGCGAUGCAGACCGCGUGUAUCAUACAGAAACAUUUUGGAACCUACAAUACCGACGUCGGUGUAACGCUCAGAGUAAAACUUGCCAUUGCUUCCGGGAUAAUAUACUUCACGUCUAUUGGCGAUCCAAAUACGAUGUCUUACUAUGUUAUCACUGGAAAGCCUGUCUGGGACGUAAAGUUUGCUGAAGCAUUAUGCCGAGGUGGCGAUAUUAUUGUGGCGCCUAGCAGUUGGCAAUGGGCAAAUCCUAAUGAAUACAUUUACGAAAAGUUACCGGAUGACGUGCAUACUCUGAUUAUAGCUUGUUCAGUAAUGUGGUAUCAGUCCAGAUAUGACAUUCUAAAUGGCACUAAAAUCGAUGACAAAACUACCGAAGAUAUCAAAAGCCCCUUCGGUUUAUCGCCUGAAGCUAAAACGCCAAAUAAUAAAAUUUUAUCGAACUGGAUCGGCGAAGUUCAGAACGAGCAUGAUUUUGAGGAAGUUGAUUACAGUCUGAGGCCCAAAGUCAUAAAAGUAGCUAAAGAGGGAUUGAAAGAUUCAUUGAGAAGCUACAUGCUUAGACCAGUAAUACGAUCCGUGGAAAUGGAUGAGCCGUUAGAGCAUCUUACAGAGAUGAGACAAGUAGUCAUACUCUUCAUCAACGUUAUCACGACGGUCAUGGACAAUAUAGAAUUGAUUUCGCUCGUUAGCGAAGCUUAUAAACUAGUCUGUGGAGUAGUCGGUGAGAUGCAUGGAUGCGUGAACAAGACAUCUCUCUUUGACAAGGAUCUGAUAUUCCUCUGUAUAUUUGGAUUGCGCGGCGACAAACACGUGCUAGAAUCGCAGAUUGGACUGAGAUGCGCUAGUAGGUUGCGGCAGGAGCUUUUAGUGAUGGAGAACGUAAAAUCCGUGACGAUUGCUGUUACCACCGGGAUGACAUAUUGUGGUGUGGUCGGUCAUAUCUUACGGAGGGAAUACACAGUGAUAGGAAUGUCGGUGAACAAGGCAGCGCGUUUGAUGGUUGCGUACAAUAACAAAGUGAUAUGCGAUCGAGAAAGCUUUCUACAUUCUCGUCUCGAAGCGAGGCACUUUAUAUUGCAGAAACCGAGACAUUUAAAAGGAAUCACAAAUAUUGGUCCUGUCUACGAGUUUGAGGAACAAAUAAAAUUUACGCCUGAAUUAAUACAAAGAAAAUAUCCUUUGCUUGGACGGGAAGCGCAAAUUAAGAUUUUUCAACAGAUGUUAUCAAAUCUGAUAGCACAUUUCACGAUGGACAAAACGCAACAUUUAGAACUUGAAUACAGCAUGCUGGUUAUAAAAGGUGAACCAAAAAUCGGCAAGACAAGAUUGUUGAGUGAAAUUGCACAAAAUAUUCCCACAGGUGUUUCACAUAACUAUAUUUCUUUGGUCAUGAGUGAUGCCAAGACUUCUUAUAGUUUGGCCCACAUGAUAUUUUUUAUGCCGUUGGGCUUCAAUCUCAUCACUGCUACAAGGGAGCGCGAAGAGAUACUGAUGUCGCAUUUGAGUAAUGUCAAACCAGAAUUGCUCUGCGCUCUUAAUCAGCUCUUUAAUGUAAAGUUUAAGAUGAGCCCGCAUUAUACAAGACUAUCCAAAAAGCAAAAGCGCAAACUAUUGAGGAUGUUUCUGCUCCAAUUAAUGAAAAGCUGCUUCAAAGAGUUAUGGGUGGUGAUUAUCGAUAAUAUCCAGUACAGUGACGAUGAUUCUAUGAAACUGUUUCAUACGAUGUCCAAGCAGAACACAAUCUUCUUCGUUCUCAGUCUCGGGUGCAGGCUCACCGGCGAGUACGAAAUACACCCCGUUUUGAAAGAAGCACGAAUAAUCAAAUUGGAUCCCAUAGAUAAGUGGUAUCACGCAGCGCUUGCUUGUCAAAUCCUUGAUAUAUACGGAAUUUCUCCAGAACUCGAAAGAUUAAUUCAAGAAAAAAGUUUUGGCAAUCCAGGAUGGAUAGAAAGCUACUUAUUGAGCCUCACGCAAUCUGGUAGCCUCGUAAUAUUGCAUAUCAGCACAACGCUUGCAGAGGAAAUGGGCUAUGUUCUUCCUCCCAUUUAUAUGCUAAAAAGAUUAGCUUUAGAAGACAUUUUUCUAAAUAAUGAGAAUAAUAAAGAAGAACGUUCAGAUAAAUGGAAAAUGUAUAGGAUAAGUUAUCGAAAUGGUCCAAUAUCUUCGAUGAAGCUGCAAAGCGUCGUCCAUAAAUCGGGAAUACCAAUUUACGAUGAAACUAUUGCCGUUUGCAAAUUUUCGGAAGGUUUUGUACCAGAAGAAGAUGUUGGAAUGACGAUGGACGUAAUGGUCUUGAAGAUGUUUGAUUCUUUAACACCGUUGGAUCAACUGUUAUUAAAAUGCGCGUCUGUGUUGGGAGAAAUAAUUAAUAGAAGUAUGCUGGAGUAUUUAAUGGAAGAUAAAUCUAAGAGGGAAAUUGGACUUGCUAUCAAAAAACUUUUUGAGAUUCAAAUUUUUGGAUGUGCACGGGGUGAUUUCACUACAAGUGGCAGACCGUUGGUAUUCUAUAGAAAUAUAAGAAAAUCUAAUUUUGAGACAGAGACUACAUGCGAAUGUGUGGAUCUUAUGAUACCAGAUGAACUAAUUGACUUACCGCGGUACGCGUCGUGCGGUCUGCUGCAUUUCAAAAUGUCGAUGUUUCGUGAAACUACUUACAGAUCACUUACAGAAAAUCAAAAGAUGGAAUUACAUAGUAAGGCGUUAAAAUAUCUUCGACAACAUACCAAACGGUGUAUGGCUUGUGGCGAGAUACAGUUCACAAGACUAUUAGGAAAAACAGCUGUUCAGGAAAUUAAAAGAACGAAAUUAGUUGUCGACAUCGCCGAAACGCAUCAACUUGAAGAAGCAACUUACACUCUCAAAAAGGAGGCAGAAAAUGAUAUACAACAGGUGACAGAGAGAGCACCGAAUGUUUUCAACAUCUUUCGAAAAGUUAGGAGGCCUACCAAGACUUUUUCUAACGUCGACUUCGCCAACUGUCAAUGUCAUCUUAUUUUAACAACUGUUUACGCUCAGAUGUUGGAACAUUGUCAAGGAAUAGGAAAAUCAGAUAUGAUCUUAACGGCAAUUUUGGAAUUUGUGGAAGUCUGCUUAGCAAGUAACAAUGUACCUCAAGCUCGUAGACUUUUAAGUGACGCUGAAGUUUUGCUUCAACAAAUGUUUGAGAUGAACGAUGAGAAAUUGAUAUUGCUGCUUUAUCUCAAAGCAAAAAUCCAGACUUUUCAAGGUAAAUGCCACAUGGAAAGUGGUUUAAUCUCCGAAGCAAGUAAAAAAUUGAACGAAGCAUUACAUAAUCUGGGAUACAAUUAUCCACGACGCAAAUUCACAAUCGACUUGAAGUCGACAAUUCAACUCGAUCUGCUGAGAUGGAGAUUGAUCUGUCCUAAGCGUUGGAAAAUCGAUACCACCAAUGAACUCAUUACGAAUUAUAUCGAACAGCUAGCUAAAUGCUUGGCACAAAUGUUUAUUGUUUUUAGAGAAACAAAGACAAUGCAGAAACAAGCACGGCUAGCAGCCAUUUGGGGUUUAAAUGCUGCGUUGGAUGCAUCGAAUGAUUUCUUCACACUUUGCGCCUCAUUCACCAAUAUGAUGUUUACCGCGCACGUCUAUCAAACCAAGUUUUCAAUUGUUCCUUACUUGGAAAAACAGGCUCUUAGCAUUUGUGCGAAGAAAGGAGAUUUACUCGAAUUUCAAGAGCUCAAAGCCAUCGCCGAGCUUUACGCAGGAAUAUUUUUCUCGCGGUGGUUGAGAGGAGAGAUCAGCAAAGCAAUCAGAAUCGGUUUUAUCACAAUGAGGAUGGCGCAAACUAUGGAUUCUGUUUUUCUCAAAUUGCAUAUAUUACCGAGAUUAGCGCAUUUACUCAUGCUCUCGUGUCGGCAUUCGGAAGUAGUGGCUAUGCUGAGAGAAUUGGAAUUUGCGUCGCGAAACAACAUGGACAAAUCGAGUUGCACUUGGUAUUACGCUUUAUGCGCUGAUGUGCAACUCGACACUGGCCUUACGGUUCUUUCGUUUCAAAAUUGUGACGAAUAUUAUCUUAAGGAAGGAGAGACCAUAAUCAGCCUUCACGAUCCCGAAGCGGAAAGACGAUAUUUUACUUCCAUGUGGUUAUGGUGUAUCAGAACACAGCAGUGGGAAGCCACAAAAGUUUGGAACAGCAGGAAUAUAACGGCCGAAAGUGCGGUAGACGAGCACAAAGUGGCAGUAACGAUUACCGCAUUGAAGAAACUUGAAGGAUUGUUAAUUUUGUAUAUGUUGAUGAAAGCUUAUUAUUAUAUGAUACAGUCGCGCAAAAGUGCUGCGAUAAGAAUGCUACAAAAAACAAAGCAGUUAUCUAUGAAAGUGGACAACAGAAUGAUUUAUGCUUGGGCUAAUCAUUGUCACCAGGUUUGGCUAGGUGCCACAUCCUCUAUACAUGAAGACUUAUGGAAAGAAAGAACUACGAAGAUAUAUGAUGGAUGGGAUGAAAUAAAUGCCAAUGAUUCAAUAAUGAUUUCUUUUACACUUCCAUUACCGAAUUAAGUAUAGU